CAAGAAGCUUCCGCCUACGCAGCAUCAUGUGAGCUGAACUUGCCACCUGACCCAGCUUCCUGGUUUGAAGCCAUUUCCUGCUCCAGUGCCCUUAGUUGUUGUGUUUCUCUAAUCAUUCAUCACAAUCCCCCUCCUUGGAAACCGGAGACCGGCGUGCAGAUAAAAUCAGAUAUUGACACAGCAACGCACUUGCCAAGAAGUUGCUCUAACGAAAUUGAAAGUGCCCUUAGUUAACAUGGCUGUUUUUCAAUAACAAUCUCGUCUACCGGGAGAACAUCGACAUAUUUAUCACGACGAGAAAAGAGAGAUACAGAACUGUUGGAUACAACCAAUAUGUUUCCCUUACCACAUCAUCUACUUCAGCAGAUGAUCAGCCCCAGGCAAGCCCAUCUAUCUGCUGACAAAGGUUUUUGGCCACACGUGCACAGCUUUUGCUAGAUAGUGAAUUGCCUUGCCUUCAGAAGAAGCCUGGGCUUCCACUUGCUCCACUAAUGGAUCUCAUUCCCUUUGGUGAGGUGUCAUCACAGGUUUGGGGUGUGUUUUUGUUGCUGCUUUCACAGUUGUGCAAAGCCAGAACGGACUGUGGCAAUGAGUGCAAAGAGGAGGAGAAGGAGGAUGUGGUCAAAAGCUUUGACGGCAUUACUUCCCUCUCUGGGGAGACAGGAGAAGCAACCGUACCUCUUCUCCACCUGAUCCAGACAUCCGAUGGAGCACUUUCAACGGCUGCUGGGGAGCCUGCAACAGGCCUUGGAUUAUGUUUCAUCUUUCACCACUUACCUCCUUGGAGAUGAAACUCAUCCAGGAGCAGAAGAGUCAGGAAGUAGAAGAGAUAGCAAGAACUGUUGCAGCCGCCAUGACGGAGAAGUGGAGACAGCACGCGAUGGGGACAUUUCUCCAAGGAGACAUCUAGAGGUCUUUGAAGGUUCACUCACCACAGAGGCCCUUCCUUUUCAGAUCACCCCAGCCAACCAGGAGAUCCAGGUAACAUCAGAAGCAGCAGUCCAGGGUGCUCAGGCUCCACAGGCCAUUCUCAAAUCUUCCAAAUUGUCCUACAGAUGUGAGGGACAGGAAAAGGCUGAGGAAAAGCUCUCAGAGUCGGCUCACUUCCCAGCUGAUGCCCCAGAGCCAAGACCCACCACCACAGCAGCAGCUGUGAUUGGCAGCUUUGAGCAGAGAGAUGUGGAGGGGCCAACUGCGACUGGAGGGCUCCAUCAAUGGGAAUCAGAGGGAACCAGCUGGAUAGGGGAAGUUCAGCAGCAGGGGGCGCUAGAGAUGGUGGCAGAAACAGAAAAGAAGCGGCCUGAAGAGAAACAGGAGUGGGACCGAGGACCAGCAGAUGAGAUUGAAGAGGAUGAGGAGAGGGAGCAGGUGGAAACUGUGUGGGAUGAGGGGAUUCAGCAAAGGGUACCAGUUUUGGCCCAGCUUGUGGGAGAACAGCAGAGCAAGCUGGAGGAGAUGGCAUGGCCUGUGGAAUUUCAGCACAGUGGGCUGGAGGAGGAGGUGGAAGACAAGAUGGCGGAGGGACAGCAGCUGGAGACUACGAGGGAUCCGGAAGAUGAAGCAGAGGUGGAAGAGGACCAGCAGGAGGAGACAAAUAUGGCAGCAGCAAGAGAAGGAAUUGCGCAAGAGAUAGCCUGUAGAGCACAGACUGAGGGAGACCAGGAGGAGGUGCUAGGAGGGAAAGAAGAGGUCAGGAGAAGCCCUCCAUGGGAGCCAAGGGAUGAAGUAGAAGUGGCAAGAGAGACUGAAGGGGACCAGGAGAGGGAGCUGGAAGGAACUUUGUGCAAUGUGGGGAUUCAGGACAGGGCAGCAGAUUGGGCAGAGUUUGUGGAGAGACAGCAGCGAGGACAGGAGGAGACAGCCAAGAUGGCGGAGGGACAGCAGCUGGAGGUUGAGCAAAACCAGGAGGAAGAGCCAGAGGCUGAAGAGAACAUGCUGCAGGAGGAGUCGGAUGCAGCAGCAACCGAAGAAGGAAUUCAGCAAGCGCCACCAAGCAGGGCAGAGACUGAGGGAGACCAGGAGGAGGUGCAAGAAGGGGAAGAAGGAGCCGGGAGAUGCCAUCAGUGGGAGCCAAAGGAAACUGUUGUGACUUUGAAAGAGCAGGAUGGGGAGCCAAAGGGAGUAGCAGAGAACAGGAAGGGUCAGCAAGCAGAACUGGUAGGGAGAGAAGGGGGGCAGCAAGGGGAGCUAGAGGAACCGGUGAGAAAUGAUGACACAGAGGCUAAAGAGGAAGAACAGGAGGAGGAAACUGGAGAAGAAUGGCUGGAGAGUGACCAGGAGGGAGAGUCAGAGAGGCUGGCGGAAGCCAGAGACCUUGAUGAAAAAGCCCUGGAAGAGGCCGGAGUCCAGCCGAGGCAGGCACAAGAGACGGAGAGGAGCACACAGCAGGAGCCCAUGGUGUGCAAUGCCUCCCGUGCUGGGAUGUUCCCAGCUGAGGUCACUCCCCUGGACUCGAGUGCCCAGAAGGAGCGGGUGCUGCUUCGCCGUAAGAGCUCUAUCCGGCGGGCACCUAGCUUGAAGAAACAGACAAUGGACACCCCAUCAGAAAAGAUGGACAUAGCUGAGGAGAACACUCAAGCUCAACCACAAACAGCAAGCAGGCAAAACCUGAGGCAUUCUGGGUUUGGGCCUAUGCACCCCAACAUGAUGGCUGAACUGCAGAUGCGCCUGCGCAAGCCCCAGUGACCCCCAAUGCAGAGGCACUUGUGGGGUAACACACUUGCAAGCUCAUGACCAAGAAUUGUAGGAGCCAAAAUGGGAAGGCAUAGGUGAUAGGAAAUGCAAUCAUUCAUCUGCUUCUUUCAGAACAAAGGUCUGCAAUUCAAAGAAAAGAAAAAAAAGAAAUGCAACAGGUUGUGUGUGUUUGAACAGAGACAGUUAACUAAAUUGCCCACUACCCUGAUGCUGAAGGCAGCCUGGUGUGGCCACUUACAUAGGCCUUUUGGCACAUUAUAUUACACCAUAACCUGCAUAUAGAUCAUAAUGGGUGAGAUACAAAUGUGGCAGCCUUCUUGCACAAUGGAAAUCCACUUGGACAACAGAACAGAACUUCCUAUUUCUCUCCUCCCUCCUCUAGCCUCUUCCCCGCAAAAUAUCUGCUGUGGCGUGUUCCCCAACUGUUUGAAGUAUAGUUUAGGGGUAUAUAAGAGGGCUUCAGGGGGGAGAAGAAGCCUCAUUGUAUGAGCAGACACCUGCUUGCUCCAUUGAAUCUCGCCCAAUAUUUUUUGCUUUCUGGGGAGUUUUGGAGAAAGAUUUCUAUCUCUUUUAGCUCUAAAAGGACAUACAAUAAUCCAUGCAUUUCUAUUGUCUGUGCUUCCACGUUUUGGCCCUUAUGGUUCUUGGUUGCAGUGGAUCCAGUACUCUUGGCCUGGUCUGUUCUUCUAACCCUCUGAGAAUCCCACAGCCAAAACGCUAAUGUGGAAUUGGGAGGAGGAAACUAGAGGACCAUGGUUGUGAUUAGAAGUGAGCAACGGUUUUAUUAACAAUGGAACCAUUAGCAGACCGUCUUAGAGAAAACCACCCAAAACAUAGAAGGAGUGGAGAUGGGAGGACAAAUUUAUGAAUUAAGUCUCUAUGCCGAUGAUUUGGCACUAAUGCUGCAAAAUCGUGCACAAGCAGCCCCAGUUUUACACCAGGAACUAGACACAUUUCAUUUAAUAUCAGGGUUACAAACAAACUAUAAAAAAUCUGAAAUGCUUUGCUACCAGGUUCCUCUUGAUGUCCACAGAAAGGUAGCCUCCUCUCUGGGUAUCUCUUUACACAGAAAACAGAUUCGGUAUCUAGGAGUACAAAUAACAAGAGAUUUUAAAAAAUUGUUUUUAGUCAAUUACAGACCAGUUUGGUCUGCUAUCACUCUCUUAAUGAAAGUGUGGGAAAAAUUAAAUUUAUCUUAUUGGCUAGAAUAGUUGCAAUUAAAAUGACAGUGCUUCCUCAAUUAACCUUUUUAUUUCACUCCUUAAAUAUGGAUUCCAGACACGCAAUUGAAUAUUUGGCAACAAGAAAUAGAAUCUUUUAUUUUUUCAAGGACCCCCCCCCCGGAUCAGACAACAAUAUCAGUGCAGGCAAACAGGACCGUGGGUGUGUGGCUGGGAGAUACCUCAUAUCCACUCUUAUUAUGAAGCUAAUCAGUUAUACCACUUGAUUUCUUUUUUGAGAGAAGACGAGGAAAAGAGAUGGAUGCCAAUGGAAAACAGACUUUUUAAAGGGUACACUAUAAGCUUUUUAGUUUUUACACAACAAAGUAAACAAACCAUAGCUCAAAUACAGGACAAUCCCUUCACAGCAGCCUUACAUCGAUGUUGGUCUCUCAGAGUAAAAUCAAUUUCCUCAUGGAGCUCUCCAUUGAUGCCUUUGUUCUUUCAUCCACAAUUUUUUAAUAAAUAUAGAAUAUUUCCAUGGCAAGAUUGGAAGUCUAAAGGACUUUAUAGGCUAAGGGAUUUUUACAAAGAUGGCAGGAUGUUAUCCGAGGAAGAAAUUAGGGUAAUUUUAAAUGGAAGUUCCUUUAGGGUGGUUUCAGUGGCAACAACUGACAGCUUUUCUAACAAAGGAAGAAAAAGAUGCAAGCAUUGAAAAAGCUGUCAGCUUUUGAAAUGAUCGUGGUUAACACAACAUCUGUAGCUAAAGGUCAAAUCUCUUAACAUUUAUACACUAUUAAUAGGUAAAGAUAUGGGCAAUCUCACGGGCCUUAAACAGCAAUGGAGAAAUGACAUAGCUAUAAGUACAGAAGAUCAGGAUUGGAUAAAUUGUGAAAUAGGCCAGCCUUGGAUACCCCUGCAACACAAGUUAAAUAACAAAUACUUAAAUUAGCAUACUGGUGGUAUAUCACUCCAACUCUGCUGUCUAGAAUAACAGUGUCAGCUUCUCCAAUUUGUUGGAGAGGAUGCCAAAUGAAGGGUACAUAUCACAUAUGGUGGCCAUGCCUGAGGGCGAUGGAAUUUUGGAAAAUGGUUUUUACCCAGAUUAAAGCUAUAGUUAAAUUGCCAUUGGACAUGACCCCCCCCCCAAACUGGCGUCACUUAAUCUGUUUGACGGAAAUAAUGCAAAUAAUGAACUUAAAAUGGAAAGAAUUAGUCAGGCAUCUGUUGACAGCUGCUUGAUUAUCCCUAGCCAGGUUCUGGAGGGACCUUAUUGGGGCCACAGCUGAUUAUUGGCAUAAAAAAAAUUGGCGACUGCCUGUGGCGGAAGGAAUCACUGCUAAAUUAAAAGUAUUGAGGGGGCAAGUAAAAACUGACUAUUUUAUGGGAGAAUGGUAUAGUUUCAUUUGUUUUGUUAAUGAUGAAACUAAUAAUAUGAUCCCUCUAGCAAUCUAGCACAAUAUGUACGGAUAUGGAAUGCUUGAUCACCUUUUACUGUAUGUAUUAUGGUAUCAAUCUUUGCUUGGUGCCGAUAUGCAUUAAGAAAUGAAUGGAAUUUGAUAAUGUUAUGUACCACUCAGCAGUUCCAGCUACAUGACGGUCUAGCUCCGAGCAUGUAGCAAAUUACUGGAUACAUAAAAUUUGACAACUUUAAUACCUCUUUAAAUACUUACCUGUAUGGCUUCCUUUGCAGGGUUCAAUUAGUCAGUUAAUUAGUUUAGUUGUUUAAUGGCUUGUUAAUAUAUGGGAGGAAUAGAGAAGGACUCCAAUUAUCGACAGCAGUAAGUAUAAAAGGAUUUAGUAUACUCCAUUACCUGUAAGCAGUAUAUCCUGUGAAAUUUCUUCUUUUGUUGUUGUGAUUGCUGUAUAUUUUUCUGCAAUCAAUGUACAUCUUUCUUUUUCUGUAAAAUAUAAAAAGUUAAAAAAAGAAGUGAGCAACAGUUAGUAUUAGCAAGAGAAAGGAGAAAAGACCCUGUGAUAGGCUGAGGCAUUGGAUGAAUAAGGGUGCAGGAAUAGAAAAUGGAGCUAGUACCUUCAGCAGGAUACAGACUGGCAUCUAUGGUUGCUUUCACGUUAGAGCCCUUUACGGCUUCUGAAGCAUCGCUUUUUCAUAAUCAGAUGGAAAUGGAAUUGACACAGUUCUACACAGCACUUAAUAUAGCACUUUCCUUAUAAAAAUCCAACCAUGCCUGUCCCCAUGGGCAGUUUCUCAGAAGUACUUCCCAGUCAGGAAUAUUCCUGCCUCAUCCUCUCAGUAUCCCUUUCAUUGGUAGCUUCCUCUUUGCCUCCUUGUUUUAAAGCACAUAAUUUGUUGCUUCCUGUGGCAUUUCUGAUCUGUCCCUUGAUUAGUCAUUGACUUUUCCCUGUAUUGAGCUGGGUGCAGCACUUCAAUAAUUGGCUUCCUCUUUUAGCUAGAGUCAUUGAUUCAUUUUAUUUCAUUUUAUUUGUUAUUGCAAUUGCACAAUGUGGUCAUGUUUUUUUUAAAAAUAAAUCAAUGAGCAAUUUCUGCCCAUGAAGAGGAAGCCAAUAUUUAAAGCCCCAGCCAAGAGCUUACUAAUAAAAGGACAAGUCAGGAAUGUCACAGACACAGUAAGUGAACAGGAAGCAACCAAAUUAUCCACUUUGAAAAGGAGGAUAAGCAGGAGCUACUAAUUAAAAGGACAGUAGCCCUGAAAAACCUCAGUAAUGCUUUGGAUAGGCUGGUGCUACAAUUAAGACAACAAAAAUUCAGCAGAAAUCAGUUCUGAAAAAGAUGGGAAGACAACGUAGAAAACAUUCAAAUAUAACAGCUUGUUAAUGAUGUCUGGAUUUCCCUAAAAAUGAGUGGGUGAAUGAAUGAUGCCAAUUCCAGCCUAAAUGGCUAGUGUGGAAGCUAUAGCUAACAAAGUGAAAGGAACACUUGUUUGGAGUCUGGGAGGAUUUUGACUUUUUGUCUGUUCAUUUGAAGUGGUGAUCUUCAGAAUGAUCCUUUUACCUAGAAAAUUUUGUUAACUGAAAGCUGGUAGGUACCUUGCAUACUCUGAAGAAAACUCACUGGAUGUUAUCCGUGUAAAAGACACUGACUCCUCUUUCUGAUAAGCAGAUGUUUAACAAUGUAUAUGACUACUCAGAAACGAGCCCUAUUGAAUUCAAUAGCACCUAGUCCCAGGAAACUGUGCACAGGAUUGCAGCAUAAGUUGUCUCUGGAUUUCUUACUAUGGUUACUGAUUCCUGCCACCUCCUUUAUCUCAUUCUGUAUCUCAGAAUGAACUAGUGAUGCUGAAAUCUCUCCUGAAGGCAGAGAAAUUACAGGAUGGAACAAGACAUAUGUAACUGUAAUUGUAAUGUCUGUGCUGCAUUUGCAGGGUAGAGUGGGAGGUAGUGUUGCGAGGGCUCUGGUUUUCACCCAGAUACUGUUUUUUUGAGGUCUCCCCCAGGUCUCCGGGUGAAUCACCCCAGUUGCCGGUUUUCCGGUCAGCUGCUUGUGAGCAUAUGUGUCACCACCUGCUGCCACCCACAAUCACCACAAGUAAUCCCCGGAGUCCAGGGAUUGGGAAGACUCCAGGGAAGGGAGAAUUGGACCUGUUGACGCACCCUCCCGGCUUUGGAGCCAGCUACAUUCAAUCAGGUUCCUUCUUGCGACCCCGAUGGGAUGCAGCCGGCUCUAAUGGCCCAUACUGUUGACAUCACUAGGGCCUGCCCCUGCAAUCUCAGGGUUCGGGAUGCUUCUGACCUGGCAGCCCCAGUAGGAGGGGAGAUGUUUAAUUCUUCCCUCCCCCCCCAGUUCUUCCACAUAACCCCCUCCAGCAAGCUUGUCUGCCCCUGCCAACACAACACAGGUGUGGCAUUGAGAGCCCCACAUUUGCUUCAUUAGAGCCAGUUCCUCCUUCAUCACCUCAUCACAGAAAGCAUCACAGAAAGCAUCCAUUUCCUAGCCAACCAGCUGCUUCCACUCAUCCAGUGCACUGAGGAGAGUCCCGCGUAGCAACUGAUUGCUCAGUUUUGACCAGGCUAGUUCCAAGAGGGUUCGUUUGUUGGUUAGCACUGGGAAGGCCCCUGCUGAACAGAUGAGAUCUGUUGGAAUUAGGGUUGCCAGGUCCAUGGCCUGAGAGUGAUUCUGUACCUUUAGGAG
Messenger RNA from Rhineura floridana, 7965 nucleotides. RefSeq names its product golgin subfamily A member 6-like protein 22. The record is from RefSeq and is a predicted model, not a curated record. Bases 706 to 2685 code for a protein of 659 amino acids. The transcript is spliced from 9 exons. Lineage: Eukaryota; Metazoa; Chordata; Lepidosauria; Squamata; Rhineuridae.